Messenger RNA from Chrysoperla carnea, 1833 nucleotides. RefSeq names its product F-box only protein 9. Gene Ontology annotation, cellular component: SCF ubiquitin ligase complex. The record is from RefSeq and is a predicted model, not a curated record. Gene Ontology annotation, molecular function: protein binding. Gene Ontology annotation, biological process: SCF-dependent proteasomal ubiquitin-dependent protein catabolic process. Bases 132 to 1454 code for a protein of 440 amino acids. Lineage: Eukaryota; Metazoa; Arthropoda; Insecta; Neuroptera; Chrysopidae. The transcript has 8 exons.
AAUUUUUAAUAAAAAUUAAAUUUAGAUAAUAUUUUGUAUUUAGUAAUUUAUAAAAUAUUUAUUAAAGUACAUUCUAAACUGAUUUGAGUCCUUAAAAGAAUACUAACCACAUCUGAGACAUUGUUGACAUUAUGACUCAUUCACGAAAAUCAUCGAUAACCAGUGAUUAUGAUGAAAUGGAUAAACCAUCAGAAGAAAAUGACGAUGAAUCGGUAGAAAAUCUUUUGCAUGCAUUUCGCACUCAAUGGAAGAAAGAAUUAAAUUCGAAAACAGUCAAUCAAGGUCACAACUCACAUUCAGCUCCUUCUAAAGUAAAUAAUAAUCACAAAAGUGAUGAGGAUCAAGCAAAGGAAUUGUUUUUAAAAGCAGCAGAAUUGGAGAAAAUGGGUAAUAUGUAUGAGGCAAUACAGCAUUAUAAAAAAUCGGUGCAAUUAAUACCAGAUAUAGAAUUUCGAAUUUAUGAAAAAGAAAAAUCGAAGCAGAAAAUUACGAAAAAUGAUAAUAAAACAGAUAACACUGAUGUACAAACUUCGAAUUUAAAAAAUAAUAAUUUAGCCUCUGAAGAAGAUUUAGACGAUGAAGAAAUAGAUUUAUUAUCAAAAUUACAAAAAUUAAUUGGAACCAAUCGAUUGUGUACUCGAGAAUUUGAUUCGGAUAUCACUCAUAUUUCCGCUCUACCUAUGGAAAUCAUUUUAUACAUAUUACGAUGGGUUGUUUCAUCGGAUCUUGAUAUGCAAUCUCUUGAAAAUUUUGGAUGUACGUGUCGAGGUUUUUAUCUAUGCAGUAGAGAUUCAGAAAUUUGGAAAUUAGCAUGCACUAGAGCAUGGAAUGCAAAUAGCGAAAUAUAUGCAAAUAGUGAAUUAUAUCCAUCAUGGCGUGAUAUGUUUAUCCAAGGACCCAGAUUAAAAUACAAUGGAUGUUAUAUAAGUAAAACAACGUAUGUUCGUGCCGGUGAAAAUAGUUUCCAAGAUCAAUUCUACAGACCAUGGCAUUUAGUCGCAUAUUAUCGAUAUUUACGUUUUUUCCCCGAUGGACGUGUGCUAAUGUUAACCACACCGGAUGAGCCAGCACAAUGUGUGUCACAAUUAAAAUAUCCAAAUCCAAGAAAUCCGAAUGUAUUAAUAGGACAAUUUUGUCAACAUGAGAAUUUUGUUACAUUAAUUGUACAGAAACAGCAAACGAUGAAAACAUUUUAUCGUGAAUAUAAGAGGCGAACGGCUGAUACAAGGAAUUCUGAUCUUAAUACACAAAUAUUUCAACUUGAACUACAAAUUCAAAAUUAUAAAAAAAGAAAAAAUGUUUUAUUGGGUUUCAUUGAUUAUACGGUCGUUACAAAAUAUAAAAAUGGAAGUCAAACAUGUACAAAAUUUGAUUUAGGUCAUACACGUUUUCCACCAUUAUGUUUUUCGAAAGUGAAAAGUUAUACGGCAAAAGCGGAAAACAUUUUACAAUAGAUAUAAAAUUUCCAUUAAUUUAAAUAUAAUUUUCUUUACUUAUUUAAAUGCGUACUAAAUAUAAAAAAAUUUAGCUUUGAUAAAAUAACUAACAAAGCGUGUAACAAUUUCACAUCCAAGUAUUCUAGGAUUCGAUACAUCCUAGAUUUCUCAUUUAUUAUCUUUGAUAAUAAUUAUAUUUAGUAAUGGAGGUGGGACUCUGUCGAUUGGACUAGGACUUUCUUUGGUCUAAGUUCUAGGGACCACAAAUUAUUAUUAUAUUCGGUAAUUAUACCUUAGAAAAUUGUGGAAUUUUUUCGCUUUGCUGUCUUCUAUAAAAAGUGCUUACACUUAGAAUUAAUAAAAUUUUCCGAUUUGAAUGCUUGUGCAAAAUAUUUAG